This is a messenger RNA of Cephus cinctus (wheat stem sawfly), 1534 nucleotides long. Lineage: Eukaryota; Metazoa; Arthropoda; Insecta; Hymenoptera; Cephidae. The record is from the annotation of a RefSeq genome assembly.
AUGCAAAAAUGACUUUUUUCUACAAAUCACAAAAAUAUUGGAAUUUUAUAUUUUAUCUUUGGUAUUUGGGCAGGAAUAUUAGGAACAUCUUUAAGAUUAAUUAUUCGAGCUGAAUUAGGAACCCCAGGACCAUUAAUCAAUAAUGAUCAAAUUUAUAAUUCAAUUGUAACUGCACAUGCUUUUAUUAUAAUUUUCUUUAUAAUUAUACCAAUUAUAAUUGGAGGAUUUGGUAACUGAUUAAUUCCUUUAAUACUUGGAGCUCCUGAUAUAGCAUUUCCUCGAAUAAAUAAUAUAAGAUUUUGAUUACUCCCCCCAUCUUUAACAUUACUACUAAUUAGUAGAGUAAUUAAUCAAGGAGUAGGAACAGGAUGAACAGUAUACCCCCCAUUAUCAAAUAAUCUCUAUCAUAGAGGACCAUCAGUAGAUUUAGCUAUUUUUUCUUUACAUUUAGCAGGAAUAUCUUCAAUUAUAGGUGCAAUUAAUUUUAUUUCAACUAUUAUUAAUAUACGACCACUAGGAUUAAAUUUAGAUCAAAUAUCUUUAUUUAGAUGAGCUGUAGGAAUUACAGCUAUUUUACUACUAUUAUCUCUUCCUGUCUUAGCAGGAGCUAUCACUAUACUUUUAACAGAUCGAAAUUUAAAUACUACAUUUUUUGACCCUGCAGGAGGUGGAGAUCCAAUUUUAUACCAACACUUAUUUUGAUUUUUUGGACAUCCAGAAGUUUAUAUUUUAAUCUUACCUGGAUUUGGUAUAAUUUCCCAUAUAAUUUUUUCAGAAACCGGAAAAAAAGAAACCUUUGGUAUAUUAGGAAUAAUCUAUGCAAUAACAGCAAUUGGAAUUUUAGGAUUUGUAGUUUGAGCACAUCAUAUAUUUACAGUAGGUAUAGAUGUAGAUACUCGAGCAUAUUUUACAUCUGCAACAUUAAUUAUUGCAGUACCCACUGGUAUUAAAGUAUUUAGUUGAUUAGCAACCUUACAUGGUUUUAAAUUUAAUAAUUCCCCAACAAUAUUAUGAUCAAUUGGAUUUAUUUUUUUAUUUACUUUAGGAGGUUUAACAGGAAUUACUUUAGCAAAUUCAUCAAUUGAUAUUAUUUUACACGACACAUAUUAUGUAGUUGCUCAUUUUCAUUAUGUACUAUCUAUAGGAGCAGUAUUUGCUAUCAUAGGUGGAUUUAUUCAUUGAUACCCUUUAAUUACAGGAUUAACAUUAAAUCCUUUUUGAUUAAAUAACCAAUUUAUAUUAAUAUUUAUUGGUGUCAAUACUACAUUUUUUCCUCAACAUUUUUUAGGAUUAUCAGGAAUACCACGACGAUAUUCAGACUAUCCUGAUGCCUUUUUAUCUUGAAAUAUUAUCUCAUCAAUUGGAUCAUUAAUCUCUUUAAUAAGAAUUAUAAUAUUUAUUUUUAUCUUAUGAGAAUCAUUAAUUUCUAACCGACAAAUCAUUUUUAAUGAAAAUAUAAUUUCAUCAAUCGAAUGAUUACAAAAAUUUCCACCUAUGGAACAUAGAUAUACAGAAUUACCAAUUCUAAUUAAAU